AUGCGUGCGUCUUUAAGCAAAUCGGAUAAUGCAUUGAGCAAUAAUAAUAGUGUUAUUAAUUGUCGAUUCAAACGUCAUCAUAGUAUUGAUGAUGAUUGUCCUAUAAUACCAUCAUCAUCAUCAUCAAAUGAUGAAAAAAAAAUUCAUGUACAUUUUCAUCCUGAUCUUAUAUCAUCUGAUCAUCGUGUACCAUUAUUAAAUACUACAUCACAACAAAUAACAUUUCAAAAAUCUUCAUUUUCAUCUGAACUUGUGAGAGUUGUCGAAUGGUUUAAUCAACUUGAUGAUCGACAAAGAGAAGCAUUACUUCGAGAAUUAAUUAAUUCAUGUUCCGGUUCACAAUGGCAUCUUUUAUCACUUUUGACAGCUGAUAAUUGGCAUCGAAAUUGUCCAUCAGAUUGUUCAGAUCCAUUGGCACAAUUACCAUUUGAUAUUUCUUUUUAUAUUCUAUCGUUACUUGAUCCAAUAUCAUUAGUACGAUGUUCACUUGUAAAUAAACUUUGGUAUUAUUUAUGUUCACAUCCACAAUUAUGGUGUAAAUUAUCAAAACAAAAAAAAUGGUCUUUUUCAUCAAAUCUUCUCGAUCAACAACAAAUUGAAUCACAUACAAAUGAACAAGGAAUACCACAAGUAUGCAAGAAAAAAGACAUACAGUGA
Molecule: messenger RNA, 657 nt
Organism: Rotaria sp. Silwood2
Lineage: Eukaryota; Metazoa; Rotifera; Eurotatoria; Philodinida; Philodinidae
Source: the annotation of a GenBank genome assembly